Photinus pyralis (common eastern firefly) is the source of this 1242-nucleotide messenger RNA. RefSeq lists its product as uncharacterized. The transcript has 4 exons. The record is from RefSeq and is a predicted model, not a curated record. NCBI's taxonomy places the organism in Eukaryota, Metazoa, Arthropoda, Insecta, Coleoptera, Lampyridae. The coding region runs from base 51 to 1202 and encodes 383 amino acids.
GCGUAUGUCUUUUUUCAGUUAUCACCCGAGAAUUGUGCGACCAAAGCUACAUGCUAAAUUUGGCACCUACUGGCAGGGCGUCUUCAGUGACAAUCCUUUUAAAUCCGAAGGAUCAGAAGAAAGUUUGCAGACUAAAUAUUACAGCACCCACAUCUCAUGUUAUAAAUUUGCAAUGGCAAAAAGAAGCUGAAGAGCAAGAAAAUGACACAUUAGAUAGCUCCCCUUGUCCAUUAAGUGUGUUUCUUCCUGAUUAUAGAACCGUCUCAGUUUGGAAAGGUAACCCUUGCAUGAAAGAGAAACUGCCAGAUGUAGACUUGCUAACGCCCAAUCUAAUGCUCACAUGGAAUCCGCCGCGUUUUGCGAAACACGUGAGAGGAAGAAAAUUGAUAAUUACGGCGGUGGGGCAAGACGAGGUCUGCAUCCAAAAGAGGCAACACGUAUGCAUGCGAAUCGGGUGGAAGCCUAUGCUGUGUAUUUCCGAAGAAUUAGUUUGUGACGGAAACCUGAACUGUCCGAAGGGGUCGUCGAGAAGUGAUGAAGAUCCGGUAUUGUGCAAGUCCUUUUCACUGGAUCGCAGUUCUUGGAAACGUGUAGCGGAGGGCGUUAUCGGGAAAAACAAGUCCGAAAAACAGGAAGAUUUAAUGAGUCUGAAGGACGUAAAGUCAUACGAAGUUACGCUUCCUGACCAUGACCACCAUGACACAGGCGACUCCGUAUCGGCGGCGAUCGCCCAUUACGGUACUUGGGGUUACCUGAUGCUAGCAAUGCUAAUUGUUGGAACGAUACUUAUGUUUUGCGGAUUGUGGGAGUGUUGCUUCAGAAAACCUAAGCCGCAGCUGGACCUGCAACCAGCAGCACCAUCAACAACAGUUCUAAUUAUAAACCGCACACAAGACAGCUCUGGCACGCGUCCUCCAAACUAUGACGAAUUGGAUCAGCCCCCUCCAUACGCCGCUCUAUUCCCCCAUAACAAGACGAAGGUGGAGAGAGACAACGUGAUUAGGAGACACGAGCCGGUCACUGAGGAGUCGGUAAAUGAGGCAUUCUCAAGUGCAUGUGAUAGCAGUGACGAGCAAAGUGACUCGUACGUUAGUAUAGACGAUUCGAGCAAUCGACUUUAUAACUCAUCCAGCAGUAAUGAGUUGGAAAGAGUUAGUGAUAGACAUACUUCUCCUGUUUUUUGUAUUGUAACUAGCAUGUAGGUAAUUGUGAUAUAUUAUAGACUGAAAGGACUAAUCUGUU